Stegostoma tigrinum is the source of this 2163-nucleotide messenger RNA. RefSeq names its product thromboxane A synthase 1 (platelet) (gene tbxas1). The record is from RefSeq and is a predicted model, not a curated record. The coding region runs from base 181 to 1818 and encodes 545 amino acids. Gene Ontology annotation, molecular function: steroid hydroxylase activity; oxidoreductase activity, acting on paired donors, with incorporation or reduction of molecular oxygen; iron ion binding. The transcript has 15 exons. NCBI's taxonomy places the organism in Eukaryota, Metazoa, Chordata, Chondrichthyes, Orectolobiformes, Stegostomatidae.
AGGAGGAUACGUUGUUGAGUACCGAUUCCAGCGUCUGCAGCAAUUUGCUCCCAAAGAGGGGAGAUCCACGUCCUAUACCUUGCCCAGACUCCUGCACCUCUCAGGCACUGAUGCAAAAUUUGAUGGAUGUCCCUCUUGUAGUGCAGUGUAUUGAGCAGAAUUCAGACAGCAACACAGAAAAUGGCAUCUUUGAUGAACCUUCUGGGGGUUCCACUGGCCUCGAUUGAGCUCACUGGGACAACAGUUUCUGUUGGACUAUUUGUGCUCUUCCUUUGUCUUCUGUGCUGGUACUCAGUGGCACCAUACUCUCAGUUGGAAAGGCUUGGAAUCACGCACCCAAAGCCAUUUCCUUUCGUAGGCAACAUGUUUCUCUUCCAACAGGGCUUUUUCGAGGGCCUACAGGAGUUGGUCGAAAAGUAUGGCCGAGUUUGUGGUUACUAUUUUGGCCGUCGGGCAACUAUUGUAAUUGCUGACCCUGAAAUGCUGAAACAGAUUCUGGUGAAGGACUUCGGAAACUUUGUUAACAGAAUGAACGCAUCUCUUGUCAGCAAGCCACUGAGUGACAGCCUUUUGUUUCUACAAGAUGGAGAUUGGAAAAAUGUCCGCAGUAUCUUGACACCAACUUUCAGCAGUGCAAAGAUGAAAGAGAUGUGCCCAUUAAUUAACCAGGCUGCUGACACACUGUUGGAAAAUCUGAAGACUCACGCAGACUCCGACGAGGGUUUUGAUGUCCACCGGUACUAUGGCUGCUUUUCCAUGGAUGUUGUUGCCAGUGUUGCAUUUGGCACACAGGUAGACUCCCAGAAGAAUCCAGAUGAUCCAUUUGUCAAGCAUGCAAAAAUGAUCUUUAAUGUAAAUUUCUUCAAACCACUUAUUUUCCUCAGCAUAAUGUUCCCCUCCAUUAUGAUGCCUUUUCGCCGUAUGAUGCCCCAAACAUCCAUGAGCAAGGUGAAUGCCUUCUUUAUCAAAGCGAUUCAAGAUAUUAUAGCUCAGAGGGAUCAGCAGCCUACUGAUCAGAAACGCAGAGAUUUCCUGCAGCUCAUGCUUGAUGCCCGCAUAUCCACUGAUUACACGACCAUGGAGAAGUUCGAUGUUACCAGUUCUGGAGGUGAAAUCGAGGAGUCUCCCGAGACACAGAAUGCAAAGGACAUGGCCAAGUCAAGCCCAGGCAGAAUCCAGAAGAAGAUCCUUAGUCUAAAUAAAAUCUUGGCACAGGCGUUCAUUUUCUUUGCAGCAGGAUAUGAAACCACCAGCAGUACUCUGUCCUUUGUUUCUUACCUGCUUGCCACCCAUCCUGAGAGCCAGGAGUUGCUGCUAAAGGAAGUGGAUGAAUUCCUUGAGUCUCACAUCAUUCCCGAUUAUAACAAUGUGCAGAACUUAACCUACUUGGACAUGGUGAUCUCAGAGUCUCUACGCAUGUACCCACCCGGAGUCAGGUUUGGUCGCAUAUGUGGAAAAAACUGUUUGGUGAAUGGGCAAUUUAUUCCUGCGGGGAUAACUGUCGAAGUUCCAGUUGGUGUCCUCCACUAUGACCCCAAAUACUGGCCAGAACCAGAGAAAUUUAAACCAGAGAGAUUCACUCCAGAGCUGAAAGCAGAGCGCCAUCCUUUUGUAUACCUGCCUUUUGGCGCUGGACCCAGAAGCUGUAUCGGGAUGAGACUGGCGCUCUUGGAAGCCAAGAUUGUACUAGUGCGGAUUCUGUCGAAGUAUAGUUUCCAGACCAGCCCCGAAACACAGGUUCCACUGCGCAUAAAAUCGUUGGGCACCCUUGGACCGAAAGAGGGAGUGAUCCUUAAGAUUGUGCCGAGGAAAUGUUAAACCCAUGGGUGCACCUGAUUAUCUCAACAUAAUCUACGAAUCUGACAGAUGAUCAGAACUUUGAAAUGAUUAACCAUUGUGUGAGGGUAGCCUCUAACAGAUGUUCGGAGCCUGAAUGUGGAUGGGAGGUGUUAAGUGCUCCUGAUAAUGAAGUGGUAACUUGCGUAAUCUUCAGCUAACACGGUUAGAUCCAUAAAAUAAUGCUCACCCCUAUUAGUGGAAUCGCAGUGAUUAAAGGCUAAUAUAGAAAAAAAAGCAGAUUGGAUAAAAUAUUGUAAAAUGCUAAAAAUAAUCAUGAAUGUUCAAUGUGAUUACCUGACUUUAAAUAAAUCUGUUUUCUCUGUA